Molecule: messenger RNA, 851 nt
Organism: Salvia hispanica
Lineage: Eukaryota; Viridiplantae; Streptophyta; Magnoliopsida; Lamiales; Lamiaceae
Source: RefSeq, a predicted model, not a curated record
UCUCAUAAUUUUAUCCGUUUCCUUUCGCCUUGUUUUCGGCUGUAAAAAAGGCGCAGGCGCAGAUAGAACUGAAAUAACUCAAUUUUGUAGUGCUUUGUGGAAAAAUGAUGUGUGAAGAGUCGUACGAUUUUAACCACAAGGAAGAACCUGAAGAUAAUUCUCACUUCAAUUUCGAUUUCUGCUCCCUUGUCUCGAAACCAAAGGACUAUUACAAGAUUUUGGAAGUGGAUUAUGAUGCUUCCGACGAAGCUAUUCGAUCCAACUACAUCCGUCUUGCCUUGAGAUGGCAUCCCGAUAAAAAGAAGAGCGAGGAGACUGCCACUUCAAAAUUUCAAGAAAUCAGUGAAGCUUAUCAGGUGUUGAGUGAUCCUGUAAAGCGACAUGAAUAUGACAACAUGGGCAUGCUCCAUACGCUUGACAGCAACAUAGCGUUUUGGGGAAUGCAGGAUUAUCUUAAUCGCUACAAGGGCCUCAUUCUCACGUGCAACGGCCUUGGUAUGAAAUGCUCGAUGUGGUGAUUUUACAUUUGUUCUCCCCAGUGGCUAGACUCCGGGAUCCUCUUGAAUGCAGCAGGCUUUUUUUCCAUAACUGGAAGCACGAGGUUGGAUCAGAAUGCAGAUUUAUGCAAUUUUAACAACCCAUGGCGUGGCGUAGAGUAGAGUAGAAACCUCAAAUAGGCAUCAUGUGAUAUGUUUUUUGAUGAAGUUGUGGAAUUUGUUAGUGCUUAGUGUAGUUAGUACAGGACAUGUGCCUUUUGCCAUAUCUAUCUCUAGAUGAAAUGACGAACAAUGGUUACGGCCUUCGAUUGUUGUUAAUUGUUAUCUUCGACCUCGGCCUUCGAUUGUUGUUAA